Messenger RNA from Trypanosoma conorhini, 729 nucleotides. RefSeq names its product RNA-binding protein. The coding region runs from base 1 to 729 and encodes 242 amino acids. The transcript has a single exon. NCBI's taxonomy places the organism in Eukaryota, Euglenozoa, Kinetoplastea, Trypanosomatida, Trypanosomatidae. The record is from RefSeq and is a predicted model, not a curated record. Gene Ontology annotation, molecular function: RNA binding.
AUGGAUCCAUUGACGGUUGUGGCUUUUUGCCCGUCAAGCGAGUUUGCCCGUGUAGAAAGCGUUAUCAGAGAGUGGUCCGACGUAAAGGCUGUUGGAUCUCUUCGAAUCAAGGAACGGAAAAAAGAUAUCACAAAUGUAUUCAUAAAAUUCAAUAGUGAAGAUGCAGCUAAGAAGGCUUCCUCGCGAAUUAUUGAAGUUCCUGGACUUUCUUUAACUGAUGAAGAAAAUGAGGAAAAACUGAAAGGGGCUAAGAGUGAUCAAAGAAAGGGAAGAUCGAAAAAUCUUGCGAUUGAAUUAAUGAAUUUUGGCACAUAUGAGAAGAGCAGAACCACAUUGGACCAACAAAAAAAGCGGGACGCUGAGAGGAGGCAAAGGAACCGCGAAAAUAGGGAGGCAAUAAAUCACGGCGGGUUCAAGGCGCCAAAUUACAACGGAGCAUACAGACGGCGUAUUCCCUUUCUUCCUCUAGCGCAGGUAAAUGUGGCUGUUGUUGAUAAUAUCCCAUUUAACAUGACUAAUGAUCAGUUAAUUGAAAUAUUUUCUCCGUUUGGACGUGUGUUUGACAUCAACCGAUAUGAGAUGAUGGCUAUGGUAUUUUACGACUCUCCAGAAUGUGUUCUGCAAUGCAUUCAACAACUCAACGGAAAAAAUAUCCGGGGGAACGUAAUCUCAGUCAGCAGCGGAUCUGUUCGUAUUCCGGGUCCUGUGGCACUUCAAAUGGGAUUUUAG